This is a messenger RNA of Athalia rosae (coleseed sawfly), 16060 nucleotides long. RefSeq names its product protein purity of essence (gene poe). Gene Ontology annotation, molecular function: zinc ion binding; protein binding. The coding region runs from base 27 to 15785 and encodes 5252 amino acids. The transcript has 45 exons. NCBI's taxonomy places the organism in Eukaryota, Metazoa, Arthropoda, Insecta, Hymenoptera, Athaliidae. The record is from RefSeq and is a predicted model, not a curated record.
ACAAUUUCAUACCAAACGUUAUCAAAAUGGCAGCGAAGAGUGGUGGUGUCGUCGAGUGGGCUUCAAUAAUAAAGCCAAUUUUAGCUGCAUCUUAUGGAUCUUUUAAUAAAAACGAGAUAAUUGAGCUUGUUAAAGCUAUAAUAAAAAGCGAAGCAGAGUUCUCUUCACAUGAUGAACAGCACGAAGCCUUUUAUACAUCGUUUGCGGCCCUUGCCGCAGAUUAUAUUGCCGGAAGCGCUGGAACAUUGUCCAAAAGUCAAAUUCCGACAGUUUGGCAAGGAUGCAGAGUACUUCUUACUUACUUGAUUGGCAGACUCCCUCAAUCCCAGCUUGGCGAUGGGAGUCCUACCGUUUUACUAACAAAGCAACUACUUCUUCCAAUCCGUGCAUUAUGUAUCGGGCAAUCAUUGUUGACGAGGACGGAAGAAAUUACACUUAUUGCGAUAAUGAAAAAUGCAAAAUUACCCUCACAUAUAAAGACAUCGCCACCUAGUGGAGAGAAAGAAACAUCUCCGCAACCUAUCAAGGAAUCAAAACGAGCUCGUAGUGAUUUGUCAUGCAGUAUACUUGAACAACUGACAACGCCGCUACAAGAUUUUGUACCAACUAUGAACUUAAAAAAUGAACCAACAUGCGAUAGCACCAAUAAAAUUGCUUCUGAUUCGGCUAACAAUGAUGUGAAUGCAGAUGUAAAGAUGCUAUUCAUAUCCAACAACAUAAGCACUCUCCAGUGUAUGGGUGCAGGAGAUACACUACUCGAUAUGUGUACAAAUCUUCCGUAUUUGUCUCGAUAUACGCGAAAGUAUCAAGCAUAUCUGAAUAGAAAAGGGUUUAGUCUUCCAUCCAACCAUUCCGAAGCACACAUAAUUCGUCACAGCCUGCAUGCAGUUGUCAAUGAUAUCAAUAUCGUGCAUAGUGUUGUAUCGUUGCCAAUUCUCGAACCCUUGACACCUGCCAAACUUGAAAAGUUAUCAUUGUUGACAAUGUCCUGCCUAUAUUGUUCAAUCGCCAAUGCCACAGCCUCGAGCAUUGUUGGUAUUAGUAAUGCAGUAUCACCCAAGUGCAGUACAAACACUUCAACAAAUCAACAAGGAAGCCAAGGCGCAAAAGGAACAGAAGAAGAAUAUGAUACACUGGCCAUUACAGUUGUUGAAAAAAGUUUAGAAAUUUUCGGAAUUGUCUCCAACGUGAUCAAAUACAGUACCCGUGCUGGUGGACAUAUAUUACAAAAUCAUCUCCUCAUUGGGGUUUGGCUUUUAGUCGCGGGUCUUCAAGCUCAGCUUUCUAUAAGUAGUUUCAGUGCAGGUGACAAAGGCAAAGAAGAAAAAGGGAAAUCCCCCAGCAAAUCGAGAGACGGAACCGGCCGUAUAAACUUAAUGAAAGUACAACAGGGAUUUGGUGUUCUCUCUGUUGCUCUCGCCUCUCACGCUCUCACAUUGAUGAGUCCACUGCUGGAGGAUGUAUCUGUAGAGGCCGGACCAGACCGUCCCCCACCUCCUGAACCUGCACCACUAGAUAUUUUGGCAACUGCUAGCGCAUUGCAAAGAGCUGUUACAUUCUUACAAGCAGCUCCGCUGAAUCAUCUCCUUUUUUACUUGGCCACCAUCAGUUACAGAAAGGCAUGUACUUUGAAGAGAGUUCAAAAACAUCCGUUUGAAGGUGAUACCUUAAGUCAAUCUGACUCCACCACGUAUUACGAAGACCUCUUGAGCUGCUCUGAUGAAAGCUCGACCGAUGAAGAACAAACUGUUAUGUCGGUAGAGGAGGACAGCGAACCUAUCCUGGGACUGUGGUUUGAGGAAACGCUUAACCCUUCUGAAGGAUCUCCCACCAACACAGCCAAGGAGCCCAAUAACGAGACCAACACGGAGAGAACUACAACUGCUAUUGUACCUGACAAUCGAGAGCCCCAUGGAUACAUAUCUUUGGCCACGCAGAUCUUUCAAUUUAUGAACCAGCACCUAAUUGGUAGUCGAAGCCUUUUUAUCCGUGAAUAUGUCGUCCAUGGUCUGGUAGAACAGCAGAUGGUUAUUCUUGCGGCCAUUAUUCGAGAUCUAGAUCAUGAAACUGCGAGAACUGAAACAGGUACUAUCUCUGUAUUCUAUGGAGCGACAUUAGGGGCAAUGUACUCUGAGUUUUCGCAAGCUUUGAGUCGCUACACCCAUAAUCUAUUGGCUCGAAAUACUCUAAGUGAAGCUCUGCAGAAUACCCUGCUUCACCAUCUGGGGGUCAGCCCUUGGUCAGUAGAAAACAGCACACCUUCCUGGCCACUACAAGUGUAUCCAAGAACUCUAAGUGUUUUGGCACAGAUUUUACUGUUGAAGCCGCAGUCGGAAAAAGAAGCUGCCUGCAUAAGUAUUUGGCAUCGGCUAGUAACAACUAUGGUAGAAAAUGUCUGCAACCCUCCAGCUACAUUUGAAGCUGAAAAUGAAGAUCUAAAUGUGGAACAUGCUCAGCUAGUACUGUUUUUGUUUCACUCGUUGAACCUGAUGCAAAAGAAAUCCGUCCUGCUUGUGACUGGCAGUGGAGCAGUUCGGUGCAGCGAGGCCGUCAAAACUCCCAUGAAAGAUUCCCAACUAUUACAUUUAUCCCGAUUAUUACUAUUGCUUGAAUAUAUGAUGAAACACCUUUACGACGCACCAUCAACGCUACUUGAACAAGUUCAAUGGAACUUAUUCUCCGCAACUAGUCUAGUUUCUGAAACAAAAGAAGGUAAUAAACAAGCGUCGCGAAUAUAUACUCCCUGGAAAGAAAUUGAAGAUAACUAUCGGAAAUUCGGCCCCCAAGAUGAGUUUGCAAUGAGACCUCGUUUUUACAAUUUGACUGCAUCAGAUUUCAACAAUCAAGAUACCCCCAAACUCGACGGAUUGGCAUGUAAUUUUGUGCUGGGGACCCCUGAUAAAAUGAAAUAUCCACUUCUUGUCGACGCAUUGAUUGACAUUUUGAAUGUCAUCAACCAAACGAGUAUGCCUCAAAAAUCAACUUCAGAAAAUAAAGAACGGAUGACAUUUACUGGAUUAUGUGCCACGCAAUACUGCUUCUCCAUCUGUUGGAGGUUACUCUUAAUGCUACCUCCUUCAACACCGUACAUGGAUAAACUUGCCCUCGGGGAAGAAAUUCCAGCAAGUCCAAUGCUCUUGCAUUCCUUAGUUUGGGGACCUAGAGCGGCCUAUAAAACGUUUACCGGAUGGAUGAAAGAUUGUUUGGUAAAGCAGGGCAUGUAUACACAGUAUGCUGAAAAUCUGCUCAAAACUGUUUCUUCAACAGUCAAUUCUUUGAAGUAUGAUGUGACGCUUGCAAAAAGUUGCAUUAAUUCAUUAAAACCUGAAGUAAAUCCGACCGAUAAGAUAAUGCCAAAAUCGGCUUUACCUAAACUCAGUUCACUUUGUAUAUUGGCUGCCGUGAUUGGAAAACUUCAAGUUCUCAUGGAUGAGAGUGUAUCCAAAAGUCCAACCGAUAAUAUUGAGGCUUCAAAAAGUCCCCAGACACCAGACUCUAUUUCAUCAAACAUAAAUAAAAUGGUGGUAGACAUAUUGCCACAUAUUUUGUCUCUAACUGAGGCUAUUCUGGCUUCAUGUAGAUCUAGUCUCCUUUAUCAAAUGCAUGAGUCCUCAGAGCCAGCUGGGAAAUACAACCUGUCUGAUUAUUUAGUACUGGAUGGAAUAAUUUGCAUCGCUGGUGGAAGCUGGGCUUCGGAACCUUCGCUUGUAUCCUUAUUACCAAAUAGUGUUCGUACGGUAUUAGACAAAUGGAAAGCCAUUAGUGUGCCGGAUGUGCCAUGGAAUACGUACGCAAAUGAUAUAAUACCAGCCGAAAGUUAUAUUCUAGCCACAGUAAACCACCAUAUUGGUUCGCUAUCCGAGUAUGGUACUUUUUCUGUUAACCCAUCGCUGAAAAACUUACUACUUGCACUAGUUACUUUCAUCAGAGAAUACAUCAUGAAAACUCCAGAAUCAUCAGAAAUUCGUUCAAGAGCUAUGGAUAUUCUGAUAUCUCUGACAAUGGAUGCUCGUACCGAGUAUCUUCAAGAAGCGACAUCCCAAACAUUGGGAAAGUUGAUUGGUGACUUUGAAAGUGAAGCUAGACAGCUGUGUGAACAUCUUUUUGUUCUAAAUCACACGUACAAUUUGAUCGUGGAUUACAGCAACAAUACAGAGGAUAUCAAUGUCUCGAUUGAUGAAAGAAUCUUGAAGCAGUGCAUCAAAUACUGGGAGCAGUUGUUAGAAAAGCCAGUAGGAUGUAAAGCAUUAGAUAUAUUCUUCACUCCAAACACAAGCACUACACUGGUUUCAGUUUUGUUAUCCGUUGCCUCACCUCAAGCUUCGCCACGGUUCAGUGCUAACGUUCUUCGCUUCUUCAUAAAACUUUUCAAGACAGCUGAGAAGUCGUUCGAUAGUUCACUGGAGCGGCUGUGCAGUUCCGUAUCGAACCUAGCAAAUGUAGACAGUGAAAAAUUACAGGUAUGGUUGCGCCACGUUAUACUGGGAGCUACAAAUAUUUCGCCUAGUGCAUCUUCAACUAACGUCCAAACACCUACUGUAAUAACGGCUACUGCUUUGGUAGCAGUUAGUGGCAAUAGUGAAGAUAGCCAAAAACCGGAAGAAUCCAAUGCACCUAAUAAUGAGCAAAGCCAGUGGACAAUUGCACAAGUUGCACCAGCAAACAAUACUCAGAUUUCAAGUCCCACAGAUGAUCAACAUACAUCACAUGAAAAUAGUCAACUUCUCCAAGCUCUGACCAAUUACAUUGUGAAACAAGACAGUAGCGUGAGUGAAAAUGUAUCAGUGAUUAUUCUACAAGCUCUGAUACCAAUAGGCUAUCACAUUCUCUCGCCAGCAAUCGAAGGUGUUGGAUUCCCAGAACUAAUGCGUGUUAUGUCUACUUUGGCUGAUGCUGGUUCCUACAAAGGACAUAUCCAGUUAUUCAACGCCGCUACAGAGUGGAUUGAACUUUGUAAACAACAAUUGACAACAAAAGACCCACAAACAUUAGACAAACCAUUGCCUUAUGUCGAAGCUGGAUGUUGUGUAUUAAACUACGUUGCAGACAUAGUUGGAGCAAUUUGUCCACAAUUAGCUCAGGGUCAAGAUCGAGCUACAAGUCCACCUUGGGAAGGUGCUACUCCGAUAAAUGACGUUAAUGACAGCGACUGGGUUGAUGAAAUUGCUCACGAUGACGAUGACAGUGCAGCUGAAGACUCUGACGAAGAUAGCCUUUGCAACAAACUCUGUUCAUUCACGAUUACACAAAAAGAAUUCAUGAUUCAACAUUGGUAUCAUUGCCAUACUUGCACCAUGGUUGAUGGCGUUGGAGUUUGUACCGUAUGUGCCCGCGUCUGUCACAGAGGUCAUGAUGUAACUUAUGCCAAGUAUGGAAACUUCUUUUGCGACUGUGGAGCAAAAGCCGAUGGAUCCUGCCAAGCUCUGACUAAACGUAGCCCUCAGAGUUCUGAACAUCAAGUUAGUGGUACUGGCGUCCAUAACACAGGAGCUACUACAGAUAGCAGCACACAUUUGACAAGUAGCUUGAGACGUCGCGCUUCUAGCCCGGAUCACCCCCAUGACAGAUUUGAGCGAAGUGAACGUGACAAACAAAAACUCAUCGCUUUGGCAAAACAACUUGAAGGCACGAAAGACUGGGUCCUAUCUCAAUUAGCUAGUAGUGGACUAGUUUCUUCAUUAGUAGAGUUAACGCGAAGUCUGGUACCAGCCGUGGAUGCAUCUUGUCAGAAGAAUUCUCCGGUUGGUUGCCAUGCUAGAGCCCAAUUGGCUUUGAGACAAUUACAUACACUCGACAAGAAAUUUGAACACACUGAUCAACUCAUGCUUCCAACAUUAGGAUCUCAAGAAGGAGCGUUUGAAAACGUUAGGAUGAACUACGGUGGUGAGCAAGGUCAGACGAUAAGGCAAUUACUGUCAGCACAUUUGAUCCGUCGUGUUGCCAUGUGUUGUUUAUCAUCUCCACACGGAAAAAGACAGCAUUUAGCGGUGUCACACGAAAAAGGAAAAAUAACAGUACUCCAAUUAAGUGCUUUAUUGAAGCAAGCUGAUUCAUCAAAGAGGAAACUGACGUUGACUAGACUUGCAUCGGCACCUAUACCUUUCACUGUUUUAUCAGUAACAGGAAACCAAUGGAAUGAAGAUUUCCUAGCUGUUUGUGGUCUUAAAGAUUGUCACGUUCUAACAUUCAACAGUUCAGGAACUGUUUCAGAUCACUUAGUACUACACCCCCAAUUAGAGACUGGAAACUUCAUCAUAAGAGCAAUAUGGCUUCCUGGCUCACAAACUCAGUUGGCCUUAGUUACCGCCGAUUUUGUCAAGAUUUAUGAUCUUGGAAAAGAUGCAUUGAGCCCUCAGUAUUACUUCCUUGUCCCUACUGGCAAAAUAAGAGACUGUACUUUCAUACAUACGGAAAAUAACUUAUUCCAUUUGUUAUUGAUGUCAUCAGCUGGCUAUAUCUACAGUCAAGCUAUGGACCAAGAAAGUUCUGCUAAACAUGGACCGUUCUAUGUUACUAAUACAUUGGAAGUGUAUCACUCUGAAAUUAAAGACGUUAAUGGGCAGGUUGGGGGUGGAGGUGUGUCCAUAUAUUAUUCGCACGCCUUGCAAUUAUUAUUCUUCAGUUACUCGUCUGGUAAGAGCUUCAUAGCACCACUAAAGUACAUGGAUUUGGAUAUCACGGUCGUUUUCAUGAUAAAUUUGGCUAAUAAUAAGUCAAAUGGAAAUAAAUCAAAUAACAAUCAGCCGCAACCACUGUAUCAAUGGAGUGAAGUUGCCAAUCACCCUGGAAUCGUAUGCUCUGUUUUACAAACUAGCAAUAAUCCAGUGAUUUUGAUGAUCAAACCUGAAUCUGUGAUGAUUCAAGAGAUUAAAGUAAUACCAGCCAAAGCGAAAAUUAUGGAUAUGGUUGCCAUACGACAUCCUAGUUCAAAUGCUGAACACAGAACUACUUUAAUUCUACUUUGCGAAGAUGGAAGUCUUAGAAUUUAUAUGGCUGCCAUGGAACAAACAGGAUUCUGGAUGUCUUCAAGUGUGCAACCAAUUAGUACCAUGACCCCUCUGAAACCAAGUAAAAAAAAGAAAUCCACAAAGACUGGAAAGCCAUCGAAUUCGGUAUCAUUCCCCAUUGACUUCUUUGAGCAUUGUCAAGCAAUGAAUGACGUAGAAUUUGGAGGAAACGAUCUACUUCAGAUAUACAACAUAGCUCAAAUAAAACAUCGACUAAAUACUACGGGCAUGUAUGUUGUUUCAACCAAGGCCAUGGGUUUUAAUGUUGAAUGUACCAAUAGUGAUGCCACAUUGGUUAUGACGGGAGUGCGAGUUUUGCUUGGGAAUCAAGAUGUUCAGAGAGCUCCAUUGUAUGUUGAGGUAUUUGGAAGAAGUGUGAGAACUACUGUGACUUGUAGUCGGUGGUUUGAUAUUCCACUUGCUAGAGAAGAAAGUCUACAAGCGGACAAAAAAUUGACCAUCACGUUUGGACCUUCUCAAGAUCCUGAGGGCGUGAUUAUGGUGGAUUCUAUCAAAGUCUACGGUAAAACAAAAGAUGCAUUCGGUUGGCCUGAAGAAUCGGAAGAAAUUCCAUCUGGACAAUCAGCACCUGCUGUAGCUGCUCCUGGUGUUUCCACAAAUAACGAAACAGAAAAUGCUGUUGUAUCACCGGCACCGCUUACAUCACUCGAUAAACCACCAAAGGAUGAUUCUGUCAAUAUCGAGAGAAUGGUUUCCAGUAUUCUAGAAGUGUUGGAGUCGUCCUUUAUUCUAAUGUCAGGCGAUGACACUAUAACAUCACUAAGAGCAAUGGCAAUUGAAGUUGCUACAAAUCUUUUAACUCUACCUACUCCUGCUCCUGUUCAGAUGCAUACAGUAGCAUUACUCGCUGCAUUGCACAAUGCCAAAACAGCUUAUCACUCCUAUAAGGACCAAGCAUUAUUAUUACAUGUACUUGACUCAUUGAAGGCGAUGCGAAAAAUCAAUGAUCCUAGAGACAUAGAUGCGGAAAACUUUUAUAGACUUGUUCUUAUUGUCAGAAGUAUUGCUGUUGCUAGACCUCAUAAUCUCGCUAAAUUUGCUGAUCAACAUGCAAUGAAACCUUUUGAUGAAGCAAACUUGGUGGUAUUGGAACAAGAUCGCGUUAGUUUACUAAAUCGCGGAACAAUCGAUGCAAAUCAACACAUAGUUGUACAAAUUAUGGAUGUGUUGUGGUCACUACAUAUGGCUUUCCCUAAAAACAUGGCUCUGGCCCCAGUUGUUGUACCAGGCUUAACACACACGGAAGCUACCGUUCACGCAAUUGUUGAAAUUAUACAUUCUUUCACAAUAUGCGAUGUAGAGGCAAAUACGCCCUUGGCUGCCAAACUUUAUCUCCAACUGUUGCUGAAUUCUGACACACUAGUUAGUUUCAGUGCCAAACAGGCAAUAAUCCGGGUACUAAGACCCAGAUAUAAGAGAAGAAGAGUAUACAUACCAAGCCCACCACAUUGCAGCACACCAGCAGCAGUUGAAAACGAAGAAAAACCUGGCCCAGUUUCAUCACAGCCUUCUCAGGAAUCUGGCGAAAAUGAUCAGCACUUUGAUGUUGAAGCUGUCGAACCUAUGGGACUGUUAGGAGCUGAAAAUAACCAAAUACAAGGAGGUGCAUCAGGUCAAGCUGCAAAUGCACUAGAAGCAUUGCUCGGUCCAGGUGGAUUUCCACCCGUAUUGGACAUCCCUCCCGACGCUGAUGAUGAAACUAUGGUAGAACUCGCAAUUGCUCUUAGUCUACAAGCAAAUCUGCAGCCUGGAUUACAAAGUUUACAGGCUCUAGUUGCCGCAGGACUUGUUCAAGAGCAAGGCUCGGCGCAGGGGCCAGAAGGGGGUCAUUAUUCCGAUACAACUGCCUCUGCUGGAGGGUCGGAUGACGAAGGCUCUACCGCAGCUACAGAGGGUAGUACUCUGCGGACAUCUCCUGCGGAACAGGGUGGUAGCGGUGGCAGUAAGGGUAGUGAAAGCGGGGGUAGUGAAAGUGGUGGCAGUGGAGUUGACAGCAUAAUCGGGGAGCACAACGUUUCUGGUCGUAGUUCAGCUUACGGAGAAAAUGCACCAGACAGUAUGCCAACUAUAGGGAUGGGGCAACCUCCCCGUUCUGAAACGAGUUCUCUUGGUGCUCCAACCACAUUUACCGCCACUGAACAGGAAGAAGGCACUGAACAAGAACAUGGUGCAGAACAAGAAAAUGAAGUAGUUGGAGAAAAUACAACAAAGCUGCACUCUAUACGCCUUCUAUUAUUGGAUAGACUUGUCCAAUUCAUACCAAAUCUCACUAAUGUCUCAGGUGUACUCGCGAUUCCGUUCAUGCAGGUUGUAUUGAUGUUGACGUCAGAUCUUGAUGGCCAGGACGAAAGGGACAGAAGCUGUAUUGAAAGCUUAUUGAAAGCACUGGUGAAAGAAUUGGAAAUGGACAAACCGGAUACAACCAAUAUCUGUCAACGCAGUAACAAACGAGAAGUUCACCUAGUUAUCAUGCGGCUUCUGAGUGUUCUCAUGUCACGAUCAAAAUAUAACACCAAAGCUCAAACUGAGAAUCCCAACUUUGUAUCACAAACUUCAGCAGCUAUUCUGAGUAAAGCUGGAGUCAUUGAUUACUGUCUAACGCUGUUAAAGUCAUUACUUGAAUAUUGGAAAUCGACUGCCACUGAGGAAUCUGGUACAGUUAUUGGUGGACAAUUACUCAAAGACCACCUCACAACCGUCCCCCCAGAUAUGUCUCCAUUCUUUCUUCGUCAAUAUGUAAAAGGACAUGCAAGUGACGUUUUUGAUGCCUACCCUCAGUUGUUGACAGAAAUGGCUCUACGUCUUCCGUAUCAAGUUCAUAAAUAUGCGGAGAACACGAUAUCCCAACCAGCUUUUGAGCAGCAGGCUUGGCAUUUCUACCUUUGUGAGUACAUGAUGUCGUAUCAAACUCCAUUCGUACGACGGCAAGUGCGAAAACUUCUACUCUUCAUUUGCGGUAACAAGGACAAGUACCGUCAGCUUCGAGAUCUACAUGCUUUGGUUUCUCACAUUCAGUCCGUUCAGCAAUGCUGUAACACUGGAGGCUACGAUCCUUUGCAAGCCCGACCACACUCGAUCACUCUCCCUUACGACUCAUUAGUAGAACUCAUUGAACAUUUGAAAUGUUGCGUUGAAAUAGCUACAAGCCGUACUGGAAACUGGCAACGAUUCUGUUUGAAACAGAAAACUGUACUUUCCUAUCUGCUUACAAUCUCAACUUUGCUUGACGAAGGUGUUAGUUCGACAGUGCUGCAGCUACUCCAAUGUGCCAUAUGUUCCACUACUAAACCAAGAGAUGCUAAAGUAAAAGAGUCGAAAACUUCUGCUAAUGUUAAAGAACGACGUGAUCGUGAAAAGUCUGAGGACUCUGAUACAGAAGCUAAAUUUGAAGAAGCUCAGUGCGUAACUUUAGUGGAGCAAAUACAGCAACAAGUAUCUCCGGCUUUAUUGACGAAAUUUGUCCAAACAUUCCUUCUGGAAACAAACAAUACGAACAUACGCUGGCAAGCACAUUCUCUCGUGCUGGCAAUUUACAAAAACUGUAAUCCAACGGAUCAAGAAGCGCUACUAGAUCUUUUAUGGCGAUUAUGGCCGAUGCUUCCUGUUUACGGUCGCAAAGCUGCUCAAUUUGUGGAUCUAUUAGGUUACUUCUCCCUCAAAACCCCUCAUACUAGCAAGAAAAUGCAUACCUACAUGGAGCAAGCUGUUACCGUUUUGCACGCGCAGAACCAGUUACUUUCACGACAUCCCAACGCUAAUUUGUACGCUAAUUUGGCACAGUUCGUUGAAUUGGAUGGAUAUUACCUGGAAAGCGAACCUUGCCUGGUGUGCAAUAAUCCAGAAGUCCCAUUGGCAACCAUCAAAUUAUCCUCCAUAAAAGUGGACUCCAAAUUUACAACAACCACACAAAUCGUUAAGCUCGUAGGCAGCCAUACCAUUAGCCGCAUCACACUUCGCAUCGGCGAUUUGAAGAGAACAAAAAUGGUUCGCACUAUCAAUGUAUUCUACAAUAACAGAUCCGUGCAAGCCGUGGUGGAACUAAAGAAUAAGCCUGCGAUGUGGCAUAAAGCAAAGAAAAUUACUUUGGCUCAGGGACAAACUGAAAUCAAAAUGGAAUUCCCGUUACCUAUUGUUGCUUGCAAUUUGAUGAUUGAAUACGCCGACUUUUAUGAAAAUAUUCAAGCUUCUUCAGAAACUCUUCAAUGCCCCAGAUGCUCUGCUAGUGUCCCGGCCAACCCUGGAGUGUGCGCUAAUUGCGGCGAAAACGUAUUCCAAUGCCACAAAUGUCGCGCUAUUAACUACGAUGAAAAAGAUCCUUUCCUUUGCCAUGCUUGUGGAUUCUGUAAGUACGCGAAGUUCGACUACACGCUUACAGGUAGACCAUGUUGUGCCGUUGACCCUAUAGAAAGCGACGAGGACCGUAAAAAAACGGUAGCUACGAUAAACACACUCCUUGAAAAAGCGGAUAGGGUAUACAAGACAUUGAUUUCGAAUAAACCAACGUUGGAAAUGUUACUCGUUAAAAUUUCUGAACAUCGUUUAGAUAGAGGACUAGAAGAUGGCGUUCAGGUUUCAGGCAGUACUCAAGUUAAUCGUGCUAUCCAAUUACUUGCUCAAAGAUACUGCGGUGAGUGUAAAACUUCUUUCGAAGAAUUGAGCAAAAUCAUUCAGAGAGUCCUUGCCUGUCGAAGAGAAUUGGUGGCUUAUGACAGAAAUCAACGAGAUCAAACUGUUACUACGAGUUCUUCAGACCAUGCAUCUACUAGUGAUGGAGCCUUGAAAGAAGAAAUAAUCGUUCCUCCCGUGGGAAGAUGCUACGGAUGUGCGUCCGCUGCUACAGAACAUUGCCUCACGCUUCUCCGUGCCCUGGCUACAAAUGGUGCUGCAAGAGAACUCUUGUGCAAACAAGGAUUGAUCCAAGAACUCGUUGAAAACAAUUUGCGCAAAGGAACCGUUCAAAUGCAAGAGGAAGUACGUCAAUUACUUUGUCUUGUAACAAGAGAUAAUAUGCAUUCAACCAAAGAGCUCUGUGCACUUCUGACUGGGCGUGUAACAAUGACUUUGAAGGGUCGUGUCGCAGCUUUUGAUUUAGCUCUUGCGGUUAGACACGAAAUGGCACUUCUGGCUGCACUUGUACAAAAAGAAGAUGCGUGCUGGGAGCAAAAAUUACGUUGCGUAAUGCAGCUGUUUUUGAUGGCAUGUAAGGAUUCCAAGAGUCCUGUUGUAAUGGAAAGCAUUAUUUUGCCAUGUCUAAAGAUUCUACAAGGUCUUAUCAAACCCGAUCAACCUGUUUCGAAGAAAAACAAAGAUAAAACAAUUGAAUCCCUUGCAACUAUUCAACCUCCGGAGGGAGUGAGUAUCGAUGUUGGAAAAUGGUUAAGCGGCGAUCCAAAACACUCCUACUCCGAAUGGCUUCAGCGUAUGCCAGCAAAAAAAUCAGAACGUCCUCCCAGCAAACCACUCAAAAAGGAAGAAGCCCGUGUAUUAUAUCUGAUAGAGAAGUAUGGACAUCGCUGGCAUUAUCGCUGUAUGCGACUUCGAGGUAUUCAGCCCUUGAAACUAGCUGAUGGAGCCUGGCUCAAAGAAGUUCUAUUCAAUCCUAGUUCCAGACUAGCUCGACAAGUGGCAUGUAACAUGGUGGAAAGCCUGUGCCAAGGCACAGAGCGUAAAAAAGAAGUACUUGUACUUCUAACGUGCUACUUGGAAGAAUUACGGACUGCAGGCGAAAGUAGCACAGAAUUCCUAGCCCUUUAUCAGAUUCUGAUUCGACAACCGCCGUGGAAACAGUUCCUAGCAGUUCGUGGCGUUAUGUCCUUGCUAGCCGAUCUUCUCACCCGAGAAAUUGAAGAGUUACAUCGUCUGGAAGAAACUACUCUCACAAGUGAUCUUGCACAAGGCUAUUCGCUGAAAAUGUUGACGGAAUUGUUAGCCACAUUCCUUGAACAAGAGAAUAUCAAACAACAGUACAAGGGCCGCCUUGUAGGAGCGGUGCUUAACGGGUAUCUGUCACUACGUCGUUUGGUAGUCCAGAGAACAAGGCUCAUUGAUGAUACUCAAGAAAAAUUGCUCGAGCUCCUGGAAGAAAUGACAUCGGGUACAGAAGCAGAAACCAAGGCUUUCAUGGCUGUCUGUGUGGAAACAAUUCAAAAGUACAGCAUUCUUGAUGUACGCACGCCUGUUUUCAUAUUCGAACGCUUAUGUUCGAUCAUAUACCCUGAGGAAAAUGAUAUCGGUGAAUUCUUUUUAACCCUUGAAAAAGAUCCUCAGCAGGAAGAUUUCUUGCAGGGUCGGAUGUUGGGUAAUCCAUACAGCAGUCAUGAGAUAGGCUUAGGUCCUCUGAUGCGAGAUGUCAAAAAUAAAAUCUGUCAAGACUGUGAACUUGUUGCUUUACUAGAAGAUGAUAACGGAAUGGAAUUGCUGGUGAAUAACAAAAUAAUCAGCCUUGAUUUACCAGUGAAAGAGGUGUACAAAAAAAUUUGGGUACUGGAGGGUGGUGAGUGCGAUGCUAUGCGCGUAGUCUAUCGCAUGCGAGGACUUCUCGGUGAUGCCACUGAAGAAUUUGUCGAAACCUUGAAUGCAAGUAGCGAACAAGAAGUUAACAACGAAGAAGUUUAUAAGAUGGCUAACGUCCUCGCUGACUGCGGAGGUCUCCAAGUUAUGCUCGAUAGGCUUGCAGCUAUUCGGGAUGUAAGUAAAGCAAGGCCGCUCCUUCAAGUGUUAUUGAAGCUUUUCAGAUUAUCUGUCAAAGUGAAAAAAAAUCAAGAAGUACUGAGCAGACCUGAGUUGGGUGCUGUCACAGUGCUUUUAGAUGUGCUCCAGAGAUGUGUUGUUAGCGAGCCUGAUAACUCUCAAGCAAAAAUUACUGAACAGCUGCUAGAUAUCAUGGAAACGAUCCUAGCAAAUGCAGCAUCUCAAUCUCUAUCUUCAUUCGAAGCUUUCUCUCGAACGCUUGGAGGUCCAGAACAUGUUAAAGCUUUAUUAUCCUGCACUCAAUCAGCAGCGGUCAGACAGAGUAAUAACGUACUAGUCCACCUUGCGCGUGUACUUGCCGCACGGACAUAUGGCAAUCAAGAAAAAAUGGCUCUCUUAUGUGACUACUUCAAACCAGUAUUAGAUUUUUACAAGUUUGAUUUCGAACAUACCGCAGAGGAUGAGCAAAAGUUGGAACUCUUCUGUAUUCUCACACAAGGAAUAGAACGGAAUGCUAUCGGAAAUACUUUGAAGGAUCACAUAAUUAAUAUGGGCAUUGUGAAAGAUGCUCUCGAAUAUAUCACAUUACAUGCCCCAUGCGUAAAACCCACCCUGCUUCGAACAGAUAGUGACGAAUUGAAGGAGUUUAUUUCUAAACCUGCACUCAAGUAUAUCUUGAGGUUUCUUACUGGUUUGGCAACAGAUCACGAACCAACACAGUUGGCUGUUUCCCAGGAUACAAUUCCGAUAAUUCACAGACUGGAACAAGUUUCGUCCGACGAACACGUGGGUUCAUUAGCCGAAAACUUACUUGAAGCAUUACGUACCAACGAAAGAGUAGCGGAACUUAUCGAAGAAGCUCGUCAACACACCCGUAGCGAAAAGAAACGAAUGGCAAUGGCAAUGCGUGAAAAGCAGUUGGGUGCGCUUGGUAUGCGAACAAAUGACAAAGGCCAAGUAACAGCUAGCGGUACUAUUCUCCAACAGAUGGAAGAUCUGGGAGACGAAACUGGACUUGUUUGUGUCAUUUGUCGAGAAGGAUAUAAGUUCCAACCUAAUAAGGUUCUUGGGAUUUAUACAUUUACAAAACGUUGCAACGUAGAAGAGUUCGAAACGAAGCAAAGAAAAACGGUAGGAUACACAACUGUGACACAUUUCAAUGUUGUUCAUGUCGAUUGUCACAUGUCUGCGGUGCGACUAGCACGUGUAAGAGAUGAGUGGGAAAGCGCAGCGCUGCAAAAUGCCAACACCAAAUGCAAUGGACUCUUGCCAUUGUGGGGUCCCCAAGUACCAGAAUCUGCCUUUGCUAGCUGUUUAGCUCGGCAUAAUACAUAUCUACAGGAAUGUACCGGACAUCGAGACAUUUCCUAUACAUCUACGGUCCAUGAUUUGAAAUUGUUAUUGCUACGUUUCGCACAAGAGAAGAGUUUCCAUGAUGAUACAGGUGGAGGUGGACCACAGUCAAAUAUGCACAUGGUUCCAUAUCUCAUUCACAUGGCUCUUUAUGUCAUAAACACAACUAGAUCAUCAGCCAGGGAAGAAAAGGCUUUGAUCAGCUAUUUAGAAGCGUCGCCAAGUUCAGCGUGGUUGGAAAGCUGCUAUGAAGCUGAAGGACCGUUUUUCCAAUGCACUCUGUCCUUACUUUUGCUUUCACCAUCAAGAUGGGCCCAAUUCAGACUCUCCCAUUUGCGAAGACUUAUCGUAACAGCCCACCAGAGGCAUCUCUCGCCCUCAACAUCGAAUAAAACUCUUUCUGACACAACGGUGAAAGAUUACACGGUCUACAAAAGUGCUUUAAUCUUCUUUGGACUCGUAGAUUCCAUCUACUCGAAUCUUUUCAAAAAAGUCAAUGUCAUAUCCGAUGAUCAAUGGCCUGCAACUCUGGCUGAAUAUAUAAGGCAUAAUGAUGAAGCUUUAUUGAAAGCUUCGGAACGAGUUCUUAAAGAAUAUAGGUUUGAAAUGCUACCCUGUCCGUUGUUUGACGAAUUUUGUGAUUAUGCAGGUUUGCUUGAAGAAAUCGAAAAUCCCUCAACAUACAUAAGAGAUCUGUUACAGGGUUUAGCUUAGGUACAUCUCACGUGCCACUACUUCCUGCUUGAUCCCCAUUUAAGUUUUCUGUAAUUAGCCUAACUUUUUUAAUUAUAAUACACACACAAAGUAUAGAUAAUCAAUCCCUACUCAAAAAAAUAUAACUUGUUUAUUUAUCUUUGAAAUAUUUCGUUUAAAUUUAUUAUAUUAUGAGUUGAUAUUUGCUGUGGUUAAAAAUGAUGUAUAUCUAACUCUGUAUUGCGAUGUUAUUUAUGCGUAGAUAUAAAAAUAAAGAUUGUGCUUUCGGAAAAAUA